This is a messenger RNA of Amphibalanus amphitrite, 2200 nucleotides long. RefSeq names its product broad-complex core protein isoforms 1/2/3/4/5-like. NCBI's taxonomy places the organism in Eukaryota, Metazoa, Arthropoda, Thecostraca, Balanomorpha, Balanidae. The transcript has 6 exons. Gene Ontology annotation, biological process: regulation of transcription by RNA polymerase II. Gene Ontology annotation, molecular function: DNA binding; protein binding. The coding region runs from base 87 to 1151 and encodes 354 amino acids. The record is from RefSeq and is a predicted model, not a curated record. Gene Ontology annotation, cellular component: nucleus.
CGCCAUAACUGUAUAUAUUGUCUCCACUGUACAAAUAAUUAAUAAAUGCAAACGCUUUUAGUCAGAGGGAUCGGUUUUGAGAUAAGAUGUCUGAGAGCCAGGAAUUUUGUCUGCGCUGGAAUGACUUCCACAGCAGCUUCCACAUGUCGCUGGAGGCGCUGCGUGGUGACGACUCAUUCACAGAUGUCACUCUCUCGUGCGGCGGGCACCUGUUCAAGGCACAUAGGGUCAUACUCUCAGCUUGUUCAGCACACUUCAAGGACAUACUCAAGGAGGUGCCGCCGCAGCAGCACCCGGUGAUCGUCCUGCCCACCGUGGAGCGGGACGUGAUGCGUGCCGUCCUCGAGUUCAUUUACCGUGGCCAGGUGAACGUGCGCCAGGCGCGACUGGGCGCCUUCCUGCAGGUGGCCGAGACGUUCGCCAUCCAGGGACUGGCCGACGAACAGACCAAACGCAACUCGGCGAAGACCCCGGAGAGGUCCCGAUCCUCGGACGCCCCGUCUCACCAGCCCUCCUCCAAGCGGCGGCGCGCCGAGCCGCAGCCAGACCCUGGGCCGAUGGGCGGUGCCGGUCCUCCGCCUCCUCCCCCGCCGCCGGCGCCGCAGCAGCAGCGCAGCGCCGACAGGACGAUGGGCCUGGACCUACCUGUGAAGCCGGAGCCGGAGUCGAUGCUGGACGAGCUGGAGGAGAUGCUGGAGCCGCAGCCGGACCAGGCCGGACUGGAGGCGCUCUCGGAGGCGCAUGGCCUGAUGGCGGUCACACAAGAGGACAGCGGAGGAUCACAAGCCAGCACGGACGGCCUGGCGGCGGCGAUGGUGGCGGCGGUGGUGGCGCCGGCCGCCGGCCGGCCCGGCCUUCCGCCGCGCUCCCUGGUCAGAGAGUACUUCACCGGCAGCGGCCAGGACCGGCUGUGUCGGCUCUGCGGCCACGUCCUGCGGCUGAACCGGCAGCUCUCCACGUCGGGCAUGUGGCGCCACAUGCGCGUGCGCCACCCGGAGCUGGUGCAGCAGGCGGAGCCGGCGCCGUGUCGCUCGGAGUCGGCGGGCAGCCUGUGGGGCGCGCCGCCGACAGAGGCCAGCACCGGCCCCGUGGCGCAGCGGGUCGGGGACAGCGCUGCCGUCCCCGACACCGACUGGUUCUUCAAGUCGUAGCGGCUCUCGGUUCGGACUGAACGUGAAGCGAAAUGUUUAUCAUGUUUUAUAUGCAAAGAAGCACUACGAUCAUUUGUACUAAUUAGUGGUAGCAGCUAAGCAUGGAAGCUCGAUGCUAGCUGGCUAUACGGCGGCAGAGAAUGGGUCUUUCUACCGAAUCAUGUAUUUGUGUAUUAUCGGCGUUUGUGGAGAUGAAGCGCAGUUGAUUCUCAGGGUAAUUAAGAUCCAGCUUAUCCGCGAGAUAUUUGGAAGGAUGAGUUGGCCAGGAUAUGACAACGUUGGCUGUCGAUGCUCGGCGUGGCAUUUGUUGGAAAAUUUACGUAUUUCUGGCCAGUGACCAGCUUGUUCAGAUUCGCAGUUAUUGUGUCCCUGGACAAGCCCCCUUCAACUGACUGAAAAGCGAGCUACCAAAGAAUGUGAUUUAUGCAGGACUCAAAUUCAAAUGGAAUACACAACCUAUGCUUAUGACGUAUGAGUUUCUGUUAGCGUAACCAUCAUCCAAGUAUUUUACACGUAGUCUUGUAUUACAAUUGUACUUUCGAUCACAUUAAUGUUUUUAUUGUUGAGCAAGUUUCGCAUAGCCUGUUCAAUGAUAUCGGUUCCAGAUAACCCUGACACGCUUAUUAAAGUUUGGUUCACGCAUGUUUACAAAACAGAUUGUAACUUAUGCCUUUUGCUUGUCACUUAUUGUCAGAUGUGGUUCACAGUAGGACCCUGUACCAUUUUGGAAGAGUUGCUGCUUGAAUCUGAUAAUUAUCAGACGGCCGUUUACCUGUUAUAUCCGUGCCUUGGAUGCGUACGGUGCGAUAUGUCCUGUAUACUCUGGCAUUGCGUGUGCUGUCAAUCGUCUCAAUGGAAAUCGUUGCCAUAUUCUAAGCCCCCCCCACACACACACACACACAACUCCUAAUGGCGAAACUACGAUCUAUCAUUUGAUGGCAACUGUACAGACGCAGGUAGUCGUUCUGUGUGGUAGUUGUUGAUCGUUUUACGUGCCUGAGGACGCAUGAACCGUUCAUAUUGAGCCUGGAAUACAUGCGUGAAGUGCU